Messenger RNA from Podarcis raffonei (Aeolian wall lizard), 3273 nucleotides. RefSeq names its product FLVCR heme transporter 1 (gene FLVCR1). The record is from RefSeq and is a predicted model, not a curated record. The transcript has 11 exons. Lineage: Eukaryota; Metazoa; Chordata; Lepidosauria; Squamata; Lacertidae. Gene Ontology annotation, biological process: erythrocyte differentiation; mitochondrial transport; transmembrane transport. Bases 246 to 1868 code for a protein of 540 amino acids. Gene Ontology annotation, molecular function: heme transmembrane transporter activity; heme binding. Gene Ontology annotation, cellular component: membrane; mitochondrion.
GGCAAUAAAAGGGGCUAGUCCCUUGGAGGACGGGGAAUAAUCCUGCCUGUGUCUGGGAUAGGAGUGUGUGGGUGUUUUGUGUGUGUAUCUGUGGGGCAAAAGAUAGGAGAGUGUGUUUUGGGGUGUGUGACUGAGGGGAGGGGGUUUCUGGGUGGGCAAGGGGAGGCCUCCAGUUGAUCACCUGUGUGUGACCUGUGGGUGUGUUCAGGGAAGCCGGCUUGAAGGAAACGGACCCAGGCUUGAGGAUGGGUGGGGAUGGUGCUGACAUGUCAGAGGCAGGGGAAGGCGGAGAGGAGGGAGAGGGUGGGGAGAUUGUGGAGGUAGCCUUGAUGCCUCCCCUGCACCAGAACGGGUGCCUCCCCGGCAGGGAGACACAAAGGAGCAGCAGCUCAGCACCUCUGGUGUCGGUGAGCGAUGUGGAGGUUGGAAGAGCUGUUGCAUCCGAGGAGCACCCUGAGGCAGAAGCCAUGCUCCCUGCUUCCACAUCGGAAGUGAAGCUUAUCCCUCGGCUGUCCAAGCGCAGGCUGGUAGUGCUGGUCAUCUUCAGCUUGUACUCGCUGGUGAACGCCUUCCAGUGGAUCCAGUACAGUAUACUGACCAAUGUCUUCACCCGUUACUACAACGUCUCCAACUCUCAAAUAGACUGGCUGUCCAUGACCUAUAUGGUGACGUACAUCCCCCUGAUCUUUCCUGCCACUUGGCUGCUGGACACUCGGGGUCUUCGCAUCACUGCCUUGCUGGGAUCUGGACUCAACUGCCUGGGUGCCUGGAUUAAGUGUACCAGCGUCCAACCAAACCUGUAUGCGGUCACGUUGGUGGCUCAGAUUGUGUGCUCCAUAGCCCAGGUCUUUAUUCUGGGGCUGCCCUCCCGCAUUGCAUCUGUCUGGUUCGGGCCCAAGGAAGUGUCCACUGCUUGUGCUGUAGCUGUUCUGGGCAACCAGCUGGGCACAGCAAUCGGCUUCUUAUUGCCACCAGUUUUAGUUCCAAACACACCUGAUGACAUGGACCUCAUGGGACAUAACAUCCGCAUUAUGUUCUAUGGUACGGCAGCCAUAUCCACAUUCCUUUUUAUACUAGCAGCAGUGGUGUUUAAGGAAAAACCUAAAUAUCCCCCAAGUCAGUCUCGGGCUGUUCUUCUGGAUGUCUCGCCUGAUAAUUACUCCUACAAGCAAUCAAUGAUCAACCUGUUCAGAAAUGUUCCUUUUGUUCUUUUGUUGAUCAGUUAUGGAAUUAUGACUGGGGCAUUUUAUUCAGUCUCAACUCUACUAAACCAAAUGAUAAUAACUCACUAUGAGGGAGAAGAAGUGAAUGCAGGAAGGAUCGGCCUGACUCUUGUGGUAGCUGGAAUGGUGGGUUCAGUUAUUUGUGGCUUGUGGCUGGAUUACACCAAAACAUACAAGCAGACUACAUUGGUUGUGUACAUCCUCUCAUUUGUUGGGAUGGUUGUAUUUACAUUCACCUUGGACUGUGGACACCUCGUCGUUGUGUUUGUGACUGGCGGAGUGCUAGGCUUCUUCAUGACUGGUUACCUCCCGCUUGGCUUUGAAUUUGCUGUGGAAAUUACAUACCCUGAGUCAGAAGGCACCUCCUCAGGGCUUCUGAAUGCUUCAGCGCAGAUAUUUGGGAUUAUCUUUACGCUGAUUCAAGGAAAGCUCACAACAGAUUACAAUCCCCGUGCAGGAAACAUCUUCCUCUUCGUAUGGAUGUUUAUAGGUAUCAUUUUAACAGCUUUAAUCAAAUCAGAUUUGCGAAGGCACAAUGUGAAUUCAGGGAUAAGUGUUGACAUUAAAUCUAUGUCAGUUGACGGUCCUACAGAAGAUGAACUGAGUAAAACCGCAUCGAAAAGCCAGUCUGAAUUAAACAUUUAGGAUGGAAGAAAGAAGUGCCAGAUACUCAUAAUUUUCAAGUUAGACCAAGCAGAAGCAACUUGACAGAUAGAGAACAAGAACUGUCUCGAAGUAACGUGUUUGCAGUCAUGAUCAUGCAGUACUGCUUAUAUAUGAACUCAAGAUACACAUACACUCUGCUGAAGGCACCUGUUAAUUUUAUGGCGACUUAUUUAUAGUGGGAUUCUUAACUUUUAUUUAUUUAUUAGUUGUGCAGUUUAAGAUCUCCAGCAGUCUGCCAUUCCUUUGUGGAAGCUGUACAGUUUCAGCAGAGACAGAAAAACUGCAAUCAUAAACAUACUGUGGGAUAAGCACCAUUGAACAAAUGCAGCCGGUCUUGCUUCCAAGUUAGGAUGCAUAGUACUGUAAUGUAAACUAGGGAUGGGGAAACUGUGGCACUUCAACUUCCAUUGUCCCUGGCCAGUGGUCAUACUGCCUAGGGCUACUGGGAAUUGGAGUCCAAUGUCAUUUUGGGGGGACACAGGUCCUGAUCUUUGCUGCAAAGGAACUUGAGUACUGUGGCAAGUACGAGUAAGUUCUAAUUAAAAGCUGCACAACUAAUUAAUCCACACAUCUUUUAUAUGAAGGUGUGCUCUUAAGAUUAGCAUGAAUUAAAGGAGCAUUUUAAAACUUUUUUUAUUGUAAAUAUAUUGGAAAUUUUAAUCCGCCACUUCUACAGGAGGUGGCAUUUCCUCCAGCACAAAAUGCAGUAUACUUAAUUCAGAUUUUGAAUGUGUUAUACUGUAGUUUCUGUUCGCCAUUUCUGUUGGCCAUGAAAGGAUUAUAGUUUAUGAAACCUCUUGUGUUUAAAUACAGAUGUGGGAGCUUCAUAAGCUCAUACUUUCUGGAAAUAUUUUUCUUUUUUUUUUCUUGUUUGAGAGAGUCUGGAUUUCUGAGCUACAAAACCAGAUCCUCAUCUGUCCAGAUUUUUUUCCUUUGCAUUUUGAAAAUGCAGCUGUGUUUUUCUUAAUGUUUGAAUGGUGAAAAAAAGCAUUGCCAGACCGUACAAAGGCAUGUACUUGCAGCCAUUCUUCAUUUGUGUGUCUAUAUGUUUGUUAGUGAAAAGUAAUGGGCAAAUAAAAGUAUUGCAAGAGCACAAAGUGAAUGUUUAUCUACUGCUUCACCUGGUUAGAGUCGUGUGCAGGUUUAUAAUAUUGUGCCUUUUCCUGCUGAAUCGUGUAGCAAAUGAAUCAGGCCUCAGAUUUGUGCUUUAUGCCCUCUUGUGAAGUUAAGGAAAAACUUGAAAGUACAUAUUCAGCCUCUGCCGCUUGCUGAUUUGGUGGAAAUUUUUGUGUGUCCAUUGGAGAAAUAUUUUGUCUGUUAAAUGUUCUUCCUUCAUGUCACUUGAAUACAACUUGCCUGGUAGUAAAUGAUGGUUACCUUUUUA